Ostreobium quekettii is the source of this 765-nucleotide messenger RNA. The record is from the annotation of a GenBank genome assembly. Lineage: Eukaryota; Viridiplantae; Chlorophyta; Ulvophyceae; Bryopsidales; Ostreobiaceae.
AUGAACAUCAAUUGUCAAGCACAUUUUGGAAUUUGCCAUGCUGCAAUGCGAGCAAACAUCCCAGACACUGAUCAUCACAAACAACUGGGAAAAGUUUGCACGGCAGUGCCCUCUGCAUCUGACUGCAGGUGGCAGCCAGCCAUGAAGACCCCUUACCUGUCUUUCGAGCACUGGCGGAAGAGCUCCCAGUGGAAGGUGCUCAAUCGAAAUCUUGCCGAGCUGGUGGUUGCGGACCAGCAUGUGAAGGAGAUAUUCCGGAGGCAUUGUUACAGCCGUAACAGUCCUAAGCAAGUGUGCAUUCCUGAUGAGCACUACAUUCCCACGCUCAUCGCCUCAUAUAACCUGGAGAAUGAGACUGAUUGCAUUGGCCGUCCAACGUAUUACUCCAUGUACGGAGGGUCGCACCCACGGCAGUUCAAUGCUCAAAGCGUGAGUGUGCCACUUAUACGAAGGAUGCAGGCGGGCGACGAGGAUGCCUGUGACACACGCGACAUACCUGAAGCAAGGAGAUCGGCGUUGAAGCUGUUCACUGGACUGAAUGGCACGGGCUGCGCUCGAGGCGCUGCAAGCGCUGAAACUUUGGAUGCUCCCCUGUUGAAUCCGACGGAUGUGGAAGGAUCUGACAAUUGGGUGCUGCAGAGCGGAUACCGCCCGCUGGGCGGCCACUGCCCACUCUUCGCAAGAAAGUUUCUGCCGGGGUCAAUGAACGCCACACUGGCGGCACUGCUGUCAUGCCGUGGCGGUGCGCUGGGGUCUUGGUGUUAA